Messenger RNA from Setaria italica (foxtail millet), 1521 nucleotides. RefSeq lists its product as uncharacterized. Bases 114 to 479 code for a protein of 121 amino acids. The record is from RefSeq and is a predicted model, not a curated record. Gene Ontology annotation, biological process: seed dormancy process. The transcript has a single exon. NCBI's taxonomy places the organism in Eukaryota, Viridiplantae, Streptophyta, Magnoliopsida, Poales, Poaceae.
CCAGUCGUCGUCAACACUCAACAUCACCGAUCAGACUUGCUGUAACCAUAUCCCAUUACUACUAGCUUCCGUGCAGUGCUGCGUGUCGGUGAUCCGAUCGAUUAUCGACGACGAUGGCGCAGAGGGAGCGUGAUAUGCUGAUGAAGCACGGGACGGCGCGGACCAAGGUGGCCGGCGACGACGAGAUGCUGCGGACCGGCUUCCACAACGGCACCCCGCUGGAGGCCGGCAAGAUCGCCGACUCUCAGCCCGUCGACCUCUUCGCCCCCGCCCCCUCGCAGCAGCAGCAGCAGCAGCAGGAAGACGACGAUGGCCGUGGGAGCAGCAGGGUCAUCGCGGAGUCGGAGCCCGUGGACCUGGCCACGAGCGCCCGGGGCGUGGCGGAGGCCGCCAACAACGGCAACAACCCUGCUCCGCCGCCGUCGCAGGGGCGGCAGGUGAUGGCCGCCGGUGGACGUCGCCUCGGACGCCAGGCCUAAGUUAUUGGUCAAUAGCUAAGCAUGCAGUAUGACUGUUAGUAGUAGCUACUAGCAUCUUUCCAUCUCCUGUAUCAUGAAGAAAAUAAGGCUGCCGCCGGCUGUUGUGUCGUCGUCUCUGCUGCAUGCGUUUUCUUGUCACCAACACUGUGUGUUCUCUUAUUUAAAAUAAACACUUUUGUGUUGAGGUGUCUCAAAUUUUUAUUGCUCCCUUUGUGUCCUAGCAUGUGUGGUAGUUUGGAUUUGCUUUGUUUCAUAGAAAUGUAUUACUUUUUCUCUACCUGUGCUCAUAUCUGUAUCGAAUCUACCCAGGCAAUGAAGCAAUGUUAAGGUAUCGAAUCUACCUGUGCUCAAUUUGGCACGCAAGGGAUAAAAAAGGGGAGACAAAAUGAUAAGGGCACCCGCAAUGGGCCACACCCUGCGCUGCGGCGCUGUCGCCGGCCUCUCCACCGUCGUCAACCCCGGAUCGGCGACACCCCCAUCCUGGGCGCCGGUACCUACGCCAACGCGCUCUGCGCCGUGUCGGCCACGGGCAUCGGCGAGGAGAUCAUCCGACACAACAUGGCGCGCGAGGUCGCCGCCGUCAUGGAGCACCGCGGCCUGCCGCUGAGGGACGCCGUCGACCGCGUCGUCGGCGCCGCGCCGCCCGAUACCGCCGGCAUGGUGGCCGUGUCGGCCCAGGGGGAGGUGUGCGUGAGGUACAACAUCAUGGGCAUGUUCCGGGCGUGCGUCACCGAGGACGGCCACACCGAGCUCGCCAUCUGGACGGAGGACAUCCCUAUCCAUGCUGAUCCUGAUGCUGGUGCAGCAGCAGCAGCAGAAGAGCAGAUCAUGGAGACGACACUGUCAGCAGCGGCCUUGCGCCGUAAAACAAUUUCGUCGUCUCUCUCGUGCAGUCGUGCUGCUAUAUAUACUUUCGAUAAUCCAAUAAAACAAUUCCGGCAUUUGCAUCGAUCAAAGGAUGCGAAUGUGAUGUGAUGCCAAGAACCUGUUUGAUGUUUGUUUCGGUGCGUGUUUGGGAAAGAAACACCUGAUUUGGUUUUCA